CCCAUUGGAAGUGAAUACAAUCCAAUUGCAAUGUUGGACUCCGAGUUUCGUGUGAGGGGUGUUGAUGGCUUGAGGGUUAUUGAUGCAAGUGUGUCUCCCAUCAUUCCUGGUGCAUUUCAAGCUGUGGCAACGACGAUGGUUGGUCAGAAGAGCUCAGAGGUUAUCCUAGAG
Messenger RNA from Hyaloscypha bicolor E, 171 nucleotides. RefSeq lists its product as uncharacterized. The transcript has a single exon. Gene Ontology annotation, molecular function: oxidoreductase activity, acting on CH-OH group of donors; flavin adenine dinucleotide binding. The annotation marks the transcript as partial. The record is from RefSeq and is a predicted model, not a curated record. Lineage: Eukaryota; Fungi; Ascomycota; Leotiomycetes; Helotiales; Hyaloscyphaceae.